UCUUCGUAGCCUUCUCACGUUAAACUUUCCCUCAAGCACUCUUAAUUUAUUAAAACGAGAAAACGAGAGCCCGUGAUGGUGACUGUAGCCUUUGUGUUUGGAUUCUUGCUCACGUGCGUUUGUGCUGACAGGGUUGCAGAUGUGGUACUUUCCUGCACCCUGGUGGAGGAGGGAGUGGGACUUGGUGGCGUGGGAGGUGGCUCACUCUUCACACACACCCCAGCCACUCUGGUCUUAAGAGACGUUCCAGUGGCUUCUGACGAACCACUUGAAACACUCACUUCGUUUGUCCCGCCUUCAAUCCCUGACCCAGAUGCCCUCCUGUUAGAAGUUAAAGUGGCAUCGCCUGAGAUCCCCAACACACACGUGUUGCUCCAUGCGGACUGCAAUGAGCAGGAGGUGAAGUGCGAUAUAAGCCGUUACUCUCCUCGUGGAAACCAGGAAAGUUCAGGAUCAGCUUUUUUUAUGGUGUCUCUUAAUGUGGAGGGAGGUGAGUUCAGCACCGUGUUGAUUCUGCGGACUUUGGCGGUGAAGAAGGACCAUUUGACCCUCAUACAGAACAAACUGGGUCUGCCUCUGAGCCAAUCGGGAACUCUCCUGACCGAGGUAAUAUUCCUGGUUUUUUCCCACGAAAAGUCUGUGUCGGCCCCUCUGAGAGGCGACGUUAUCCUCAACUGUGGCUUCAAGCAGCAGGAGAUACCUUUAGCGCAGGAAGUGUCCGUUGAAUGGCGACUGCAACACAGGGGAAAAGGGGGGAAAGUGUUUGAAAUGAUGACGAGGCUGGACGAGGCCGAAGGGAGCACAGUGGUGCAUGCGGAGAGAAGGGGAUCGAGCAUGGCCGCCUCCCAGGUGGUUGGAGAGGGUAACGCCUCUGUGACUCUGACCAAGCUGAAGCUUUUGGACGAGGGGACCUACAUCUGCACUGUCAGUAUUGGCAUUGUCCACGCCCAGCAGGUCAUUCAACUCCAGGUUGUUCAACCACCUCGUGUUUCACUCUCAGAGGAGAAACAGUCCCAGACGCUGAGCUGCCACUGCGCCACAUACUAUCCACUGGAAGCUCAGAUGCAGUGGUUAUCCCUCUCACCUGCAGACACAGAGCCCACAGUGCUUCCAGAUCAGGGCUCUCUGUCCAGCCAUCGACAGCACGGUGACGGGACGUAUUCCCUGUCAUCUCAUCUCUCUGUGCCCCCCACCGUCUCCCCUGGGACUACAAUUACCUGCAGGGUGUCUCACCCAGCCCUGGAUGGCCCUCUCUCCAUCAGUCUGGUGGUAGAAAGACCACAAGCAGGUUUCUACUGGUGGCUUCUGGGUUUCCUCGUCGUCACUUUGCUUUUCUUCUACAAGGUCAUGAGAUAAGUCAGUAGGAUAUAUUCUAGGACAAUAUACCGAGACUUAAACCUGAGCCCAGAGUGACUUUAUUUUUGUUAUUUGUGUGUUUUUAAAUUAUUACUGAUUUUAUUAGAAGCCGGUAUUCUACUGAACUGCGUUUCUGUUGCUCGUGGCAACCCAGGAGACAACAAAACAGGAGCCUCGGAUGCAGUUGAUAUAAACAUGUGUCUUUUCUUAAAGCGAUCGGGGUAAAGGUGACGGGGUCGAACUCAAACUAAAGAAUCCCCCCGUUGUCUCCCAAGACAAGACGGGUCCUCCGUCCCCCGUGGUUCGAGUCUUUACCUCCUGCUCGAUGCUGCCUGUCUCCACUGGUUCAUGAGCUCCUCCUGGUCCCCUGCAGCCGGUCGGCCUGCUCUGGUUACCUGGCGGGCUGCAGGUGUGACCAAGGCCCACGCCUCGGUGCUGCAGCGCCUGAACCAGAUGGAGCGCUCCCUCUCUCACCUCCACCUGAGCUGGAUCUUUCCCCCUGUAUAUUUAGUAUUAGUAUUUAGUUUUUUAGUAUUGUGUGUUUAAAAAAUAUAUAUAUUUAUUUUGUGCACCACUGCUGUGAUUUUUGAAAUUUCCCCACUGGGGGACAAAUAAAGGAAUAUCAUAUCA
Messenger RNA from Pseudoliparis swirei, 1986 nucleotides. It is a transcript of the gene tapbpl, whose product is annotated as TAP binding protein like. The transcript has 8 exons. Gene Ontology annotation, cellular component: membrane. Gene Ontology annotation, biological process: antigen processing and presentation of endogenous peptide antigen via MHC class I. The record is from RefSeq and is a predicted model, not a curated record. Bases 76 to 1356 code for a protein of 426 amino acids. NCBI's taxonomy places the organism in Eukaryota, Metazoa, Chordata, Actinopteri, Perciformes, Liparidae.